AUGGAGCUCACGCCAAACACCAGCCCAAGGGAAGCCAAUAGCCCGGGAGAUACGCAGCAACGUGCUGGGGCCGCCAAAUCAAAAGCCACCAUUAGAGCAUCUCUCGCCUGUGUGCCCUGUCGAUCAAAGCACGUCAAGUGUGACUCGGCCUUACCAACCUGCCUAAGAUGCCGCUUGGAGGAGAAGACCUGCUACUACGCAAAGUCUCGCCGAGGUAUUCGGGAUGCCAAGAAACGCAGUCUCAUCAACGAUCCUAUCGCACCUCCUUCAGCCUCGCCGGACACGCCAGUCUCUUUCCCAUCUCCCGAGGUGGCGAGCUUCGAUAUUCCCAUUCACGUAGUCGACAAGCUACCCUGUGGAUGGUCUCUGGCCAGGAGCUCUCAUCUCCCUGACUUGAACACCGCAUCACCGACUUCGCUGCUCUUCGAUCUUUACUUCACCAACUUUCACGAUACCCAUCCGUGGCUCCUGCCCAGGAACCAGCUCCUGAGUCGUAUUCGGUCAGACCCUGAGCCUUUCCAUUUCCUCACAAGCUGUAUCACGUACGUGGGAUCACUCUUCUCAAAUGCUGUCUCAUCAGAGGAGCUUCGAGAGAAAGCAUUCAGUCUCGCAAGUGGCAGCUUGCCUAUGACUUGCUGGACUGUACAGGGUCUCCUCGUUCUCAGUGUUGCUGCUUUUGGCGAGGGACGAUUGGACUUGAGUGCGGGGUGGAUGGACGCUGCAACUCAGAUGGCUCUCGAUCUCGGCAUGCAAGACAAGUCGUUUGCAGAUGCUGCAGGUGAUCCUUUCGUUGCAGAGAGCUCACGAAGGACCUACUGGGCGCUUUACUGGCAAGGCAACAUGCGAGCGAUGCGCGAGGACUCGCCCGCUUUCAUGUUGUCCGGCGUUGUCGCAACGACUGAACUUCCAUGUGAAGAAUGGGAAUAUCAGUCAGGGGAGAUUCCACAACCGUUGUCCCUUAAGAAGUACAACGCAAGAGAUCCUAUGGAUGAAACGAGCCAUUCGUCGUGGACGUAUCUCAUUGAUCUGUGCCGGUUGAGCACGGAGUUGAUACUCCCCAUGCCAACACUGCCACCAGGACUAUUGUCUAAUACCAUCGAUAGAGCCGACUCCAGAUUGGUCAGUUGGCUCAUCAACCUACCUAAAUGGAAACAACAGUUGGUGGACUCGGGGGGUGCAGUUGACAUGGUUCUGUUUCACGCGAUGGCCUACGCGUAUAGCCUGAGGAUCAAGAUGCAACUACCCAUGGAAGCGUCGGGAUUUGGGAUCCGGGACCUGCUCACGCUUGGCCCGCUCUUCAAAGCGCGCGACAUGACCUUACCUCGGAUGCCGCGAUGCUCCAGCUCGACUUAUCCAUGGCUCGAAUGCUCAACCGCCCUACAAGCAGGCCUGUCGACAAUCGGUCUCUUCAACUUCUCGCUUCCACCGGCCCGAUACAGCCCUGCAUGCAUCAUCGGGUUGCGAAGGGCCGCUCUCGCACUACUCGAUGCGAGAAUGUAUGGCGGAUCAGAUUCACCAGCUCUGCGUGAGAAGCUUGAUCUCCUGCUCGGCGUACUCAAGGUUGCCGGUGAGAUGUGGCCCAUCGCAAGAAGCAUUGGCAAUGAAGUUAGCGAAGUGUUGAGAGAGCUUAAUGUGACCAACAAUCGUGACAGCGUCACUCAGCUAAACUCAUGCAUGGAUGCUUUCAUCACUGACAUGUCAACGCCUGCGGUGGCCCCAGAUCCUGGCAUGUUUUCAUUUCCUGAGCCAAGAACAGUGGAGGAGAUGUUCAACUGGAGCACCGGAAUCAUGAACAUGGGAUUGUGA
Molecule: messenger RNA, 1806 nt
Organism: Colletotrichum abscissum
Lineage: Eukaryota; Fungi; Ascomycota; Sordariomycetes; Glomerellales; Glomerellaceae
Exons: 3
Coding region: 1-1806 (601 amino acids)
Biological process (GO): regulation of DNA-templated transcription; DNA-templated transcription
Molecular function (GO): DNA-binding transcription factor activity, RNA polymerase II-specific; zinc ion binding; DNA binding
Source: RefSeq, a predicted model, not a curated record